Messenger RNA from Gastrolobium bilobum, 1816 nucleotides. RefSeq names its product flavonol 7-O-beta-glucosyltransferase UGT74F1-like. Lineage: Eukaryota; Viridiplantae; Streptophyta; Magnoliopsida; Fabales; Fabaceae. Gene Ontology annotation, molecular function: UDP-glycosyltransferase activity. Bases 163 to 1551 code for a protein of 462 amino acids. The transcript is spliced from 2 exons. The record is from RefSeq and is a predicted model, not a curated record.
AUGAGCUAAUGAUUAGAGGGUGUCAUAAUUCAACAUUCUAUUGUAUAUAAAUAAAUACCUUCAAAUCAUUUGAACUGGUAAAGCUACUUCUUAUUACCUCCACUGUGUAGCUUAAGCUUGUGUCAACAUAUAUUUGUAAGGACUAGGGAGGAGGAGGAGGAGAUGGAAAAGAGAGAGAGUGAAAAGAGUAGGCAUGUGUUAAUGAUCCCUUUCCCAACCCAAGGACACAUAAACCCAAUGGUCCAAUUGGGAAAACGCUUGAGCACCAAAGGAGUUAAACCCACCAUUGUCAUAACCAAAUUUAUCUCCAAAACCAUGCAUCUCCAAUCAUCAUCCUUACCAUGCUCUAUUCAUUUUGAUGCCAUAUCAGAUGGCUGUGACCAAGGUGGCUUUGCUCAAGCUGAAAGCAUAGCAGCUUAUCUAUCUCGCAUGGAAGCUAUAGGCUCCAAGAACUUGAGGGAACUCAUCCAAAAACACAACUCUUCUGAUCACCCCAUAGAUGGCAUAGUAUAUGACCCCUUUCUUGUUUGGGUAUUGGAUGUGGCCAAAGAAUUUGGGUUAUUAGGAGCUGCUCUUUUCACUCAAAUGUGUGCUGUCAAUCACAUAUAUUAUCAUGUUCAUCAUGGACUUUUAAAGCUCCCCAUUUCUUCAAUACCACUCUCUAUUCCAGGACUUCCCUUGCUUGACCUAAAAGACACACCUUCCUUUGUUCAUGAGCCUAGCUCCUAUCCAGCUUACUUUGAUUUGGUCAUGAAUCAAUUUUCUAACAUUGACAAAGCAGAUUUCGUUCUUGUCAAUUCCUUCUACAAGCUAGAGGACCAGGUGGUGGAUUCCAUGUCAAAGCUAUGUCCAUCAUUGACGAUUGGGCCAACAGUUCCAUCCUUUUACUUGGACAAGGGAGUCCCAAAUGACACAGACAAUAAUUUACAUCUUUUUCAAUUAGAAUCAUCAGCCAGUAGUGACUGGCUCAAACCAAAGCCAGCAGGGUCAGUUGUUUAUGCAUCAUUUGGCAGCCUUGUUUCCUUUAGCACAGAACAGAUGGAAGAAAUAGCAAUGGGAUUAAUGGGAAUUGGCUUCAACUUCUUGUGGGUGAUCACUGAUACAGAGAGAAAAAAGCUGACAAAAGAGUUGGUGGAGGAGAUGAGUGCAUGUGGAAGGGGUUUGAUAGUGAAUUGGAGCCCCCAAUUGGAAGUGCUAUCAAACCAUGCUAUUGGUUGCUUUCUAACACACUGUGGAUGGAAUUCAACACUUGAGGCAUUGUGCUUGGGGGUGCCUAUGGUUGCAAUGCCACAAUGGACUGACCAGCCUGUCAAUGCAAAAUUUGUUGAGGAUGUGUGGAAGGUGGGAAUCAGAGUUAAGUUAAAUGAGAAUGGAAUUGUGACAAGAGAAGAGAUUGAGCAUUGCAUAAGGAAAAUAAUGGAAAAGGACCUUGGAAGAGAAAUGAGGAUGAAUGCUAUGAAAUGGAAGGAAUUGGCUAUAGAAGCAGUAAGUGAGGGUGGCACUUCAUACAACAACAUCAAUGAAUUUGCAAAUAAGCUGAAGAGAUCCUAAGCUAAAUAUCCCUGUUGGUUACAAGUGAUAUUUGAUUGUGGAUUCCCUCAAUAAAUUACAACUGAGGGAGAGUAUUUGAAAUUGGAUUGUAUGAGAAUUUUAUUUUACUUUAAUAAGUGGUGCAUCUAUUUAGUUGAUAGCAUAGACACAUAGUGUAUGUUAAAUUAUAUACAUGUAUGUAUUUACACCCAUAGAGUCAGUUAGUGAUAUGUUGUCUUCACAUUUGAUAGACUGAAUUUGAACUUGAUUAAAGUAUGAGACCGAA